Molecule: messenger RNA, 2487 nt
Organism: Aspergillus chevalieri
Lineage: Eukaryota; Fungi; Ascomycota; Eurotiomycetes; Eurotiales; Aspergillaceae
Exons: 4
Coding region: 1-2487 (828 amino acids)
Biological process (GO): regulation of transcription by RNA polymerase II; DNA-templated transcription
Cellular component (GO): nucleus
Molecular function (GO): RNA polymerase II cis-regulatory region sequence-specific DNA binding; zinc ion binding; DNA-binding transcription activator activity, RNA polymerase II-specific
Source: RefSeq, a predicted model, not a curated record
AUGGAGCUCUCGCAACAGUUACAGAACUCCAGACGGAGCAUCAUGAGGGUGAACCGGCAAAGUAACGUCAGCUCUCCUCGGAGGCAUCGGGCCAUCCUCUCAUGUGCUACGUGCAGAAAGCGCAAGAUUAGAUGUGAUCGACUCACGCCUUGUAGUCAGUGUGUGAGGUCCAAGAUUGUCGAAUCAUGUUAUUAUCCUGCGGCAUCUACGACAUCCUCUGCCCCAGUUUCCGCAGCGCCGCGGCCGCGUGUCCCAGUGCGAGUGCAACCCUCCAGGCAGUACAUUGCUAUACCAUCUACACCUACUGCAGAAGGAAGAUGCGCUACACAUCAUCUUGAGCAUUUAGAGAGUCAGGGCCAGGUUUUAGAUGAGAUGCCGAGCUCUUCCAACUUACCCAACGCCUCGCUGCCAUGGCCUUCCUCGAUCGAUCCCAUCCAAUCACUCCCUUCUCUUUCAUUUCGUGGCAAGGAUCAGAAAACCAGGUUCUUUGGGCGAAGUCAUUGGGCAAUGACACUAAGCUUGUUCCCUGAUCUAAACGCACACUUGCGCGACUAUCACCGGGAGAAGCAAAAUCCCACCAAUUCACCUUUCGCGGAGUACCUUUCACUAAAGCGGCUAAAGCAUGAGAUGAGACUGCAUGAAAAUCAGCAGGCUCGGGUUGAUCGUGGUCCCCGGUCCGCGGAGCUGGAGAGUUUAAUACCCAGUCGUGCCCUUGCUGACUAUCUUAUCGAUCUCUAUUUCUCUACUUUUGAGAACACUCUUCGGAUAUUACAUGUUCCUUCAUUCAUGAUAGAGUAUAACGCCUUUUGGAUUUCCUGUGGAGAACGCUCUGGGUGCAAGUCAUGCACGGAUGUCUUUGCUGCAAAGCUACUGGCCUCGAUGACCUGUGCAAGUUGCUUUGCUGAUAAUGAAGCACUCGCAUUAGCAGAGACUGAUCCAGAUUGGUUGAAAAGAAACUCCCAAAUUUGGAUUCGAACAGUUGCAUCAUGGGUAGGAUCCGGGACAAACCAUGCUCAGCUCAGUCUGGACAUGAUCCAGGUCAAAUGUUUACUGCUCAUCGCGCGGCAAGCUAUUGCUUGGGAGGGCGAUCUGACUGGAAUGAGCUCAGGCUUUCUCGUGCGAGAAGCCGUUAUGAUGGGUCUCCAUAGAGAUCCUGUCAACUUUCCCAAUAGAGCACCGUUUUGGGCUGAGAUUCGGAAGCGACUCUGGUUGACUAUUAUUGAACUGGAGUUACAGACUGCACUUUAUAGCGGAGUGCCAGUUGCAAUAUCAUGGGAAGAUUUUGAUUGCAAUCCACCAUCUAAUGUGGAAGAUGAGGAUCUGUUGGUGGAAUCAACCCAGCUGCCGCCGUCCAAACCGAUCAAUGUCCAUACCAGAACCUCGUUCCAGAUUGCGCUUGCUCAAACAUUACAAGCAAGGCUCCGGAUCGCCAAAUCAAUUAACAGUGUCCGAUUCAACAUGAGUUACGAUGAUGUCAACCAACUAAGCGAAACUCUCACAGCUGGACUUGCAGAAGCCCCAGUUGAAUUACAAGCCAAUACGUCUGCCAUAGAUGAGCACUCUGGAAAUCCAAACCAGGGCCUUAUCUUCCGACGGUCACUCUAUCUUUUUCUCGUAUAUCGAUGUCUUCUUGCACUCCACAGGCCGUUUUUCCUCAGUCUAGCUGAGAACCACAAUGAGCAAUAUGUCGUCUCGCGACACUUGUGUGUACAGGCUAGCUUAGCCGUGCUAUCUCAGCUCAAGCCCUCUACGCACACUGUACAGAAUAUGCCAAUCGACUACAGUACGAGCAAUUACCCUUACCUCCUCCGAUUGAGAGGUGGAAUGUUUCGCGAUGAUGUGUUCCACGCCACGGCAUCACUAUGCUUCGAGCUCAGACUACAAGCCAAAGAUAACCCCAAUACCUUAUUCCCACCUUCUGAUUCCAUCGAACCAAACCCGUCAUACUACCAACGCAUAGUGCUAUUCCAGAAUAUCGAAAGUGCUAUAAGAUAUUUUGAAUUCAAAGUCCGCACGGAAAAACGAACCUGCAAAGCAUACAUGCUACUUCGCAUGCUCCUUGCUUCUGCAAAAAGACAAGGCCGAGCUUUCAACGUCCUUCCGCAGCUCAGCGGUAGUAUUGAUAACGAGGAUACCAUGACUUUGGAUGAUGCCUGUCCACGCGCAGCUCGUCGAUGUCGAGAUUUGCUACUUGCAGGUGAGACGAACUUCGCGACAUCAAGCUCUGAGGCUGGUGGAGAUGGAGAUAAUAUGGGGUUGCAUGUUCCUUACGGGCGACCUCAAACAAACAAGACUCGACCAUCACAACAAACAGAAUCACCUGAACAAAACUCAAAUCCAGCAUUCGUGGAAGGCGCUGCAGGGGAUUCUUUCGAGCAACUGCUCUCUGACUGGGAUAUGUCGCUCGAUCCGAUGUCUCUAUAUUUAAUUGAUUCUUGGCCGAUACCGCCUGAUCUCUUGAUGCAGAGCUCUGAUCAUGCUGACUAG